AUGGCGAGCUCCGUCAACCUUCGCCAUAGCGAGGCGUAUUCGGCAUCACCCCACUCGUCUAUUGGUAGUGGCGAACCACUCAAUGCGACUCCCGCUUCCGCUAUCACGGUUUUCUCUCCAGAGGUAGUUAGGUAUUCCGAUCCCAAUUAUUCCGCUUCGAGGGUCAGCAAUACUGCCGUGAACGAGUCCCUUGCGGACCCAUUCGUUGCCCCUUCUGCCAUGCGAAAGCCCGGGGCCAAGCUCUCAGCGACAGCUUCCGAAUUUCAGCCCUUUGGUCUCCCCGUCGAUCGUCCCAGUUCGUCUCGACCUGGAAUGCCCCAGUCCGGGGAAGGGCAAAUUGAGCACGCAGCUAAAACCGUCGAUGAUGGGUUUACCUCCGACGCCAAGGUCGCUCGCUGCUUGAAGAUUACUGGCAUCGUUGGCGAGAGUGUUGUGGAUUUGGCUGAUGCUUCAUUGACGAAACUGGCUGAAUCUGGCUGGGCCCCCGAUGGCUCGUUACGGAAGGUAUUCCGCAACGGCAAUGUCUACAUGCGAAUGUCAAACCUUUAUGAUGCUCAGCACAUCUACAAUGCGGUGGCAUCAGAUAACCACAACAGACUUGUAGUCGAAUAUAUCUCGGUUGCUACUUGGGCAUCGGAGGUCAUCCCUGGCCAGAAGCCUCCUUCGAAGUACGAAGGCCAAGUGUAUCUGGAGGCACAUUACCCAUCACAACAAAUCACGUCGCGGAAGAAAUUUGAGCAGCAUCUGAGGAAUUUGCUGGUUGAGUCUGGUGGUCCAUUGUGGUCGUGGCAACCCAUUUCCACCAAAGACUCCGCCGUCUUUCAGCUUCUUAUCCAUUUGGCUGAUGCGGCUAAGGCCAGCAAGGUUGUCGAUGCUCUUCAUAAAAAACCCCUCAGCAGUCAAAGCAACAUUACCAUGACAGUUAAGUUACAUAACCCGCAAGGCUUAGAACAUGCGAGGGAAAUUUUCAAAAAACCUCUGGCUCCAGCUGCCUUACCUGCGGAGAAGUCUAACGAAAAUUUCUAUUUGAAUGAUGCGAUGAGGGCCUUGACCACUCACGAUCAAGGAUGGGGCACUACCAGGAGAUUUACAUCUUCAGUUACUCCUCCACGGCUGGAUUAUACCCCAGCCAGGAGAGCAGCUACAACUGGCCAGCAACGCCUUCCAAUGGCCUCUGGUCGCGAAUUCGGACCGCCCCCCCAUCUCGGACUUCCAAACAUCGGCCAGACACUAUACGGUACCCCUCCAGCGGCAUAUCCAUAUUCUGACAUGAGGAACAGUGGAUAUAGUCCAAUGAGCCCACACCAGCAGCUUCUCGCUCCCGGUUUAGGAUAUUCCCAGUUGUCUCCUACUCCGUCGCAAUUUUCCUCCCGCCGUCGCCAAAAUGCCGUUAAGGUCCCUAGAAACCAUUCGAUUCAGGCAGCAACCCAAUACAGUCAGGUCGAUAUACGAAUGAUUGAAGCAGGAUUGGAUGUCAAGACAACCAUUAUGCUUAGAAAUAUCCCCAACAAGCUCGACCAAGCAACUCUAAAACAGAUAGUCGAUGAAUCCAGUUUCGGACGAUACGACUUCAUGUAUCUUCGAAUUGACUUCUCGAACAAUUGCAACGUCGGUUAUGCCUUUAUCAAUUUUGUUCAUGCGGUGGAUAUUAUUCAUUUUGUUAUCGCCCGAGCAAACAAGAAAUGGAACUAUUUCAACAGUGAGAAGGUUGCUGAGAUCUCAUAUGCAGCAAUUCAAGGCCGAGAAUCUCUAGUUGAGAAAUUUCGGAAUUCUUCUGUGAUGCUUGAACCCCCACACCACCGACCCAAGCUUUUUUUCACCAUUGCCGAUUCCUUAGGUAGAGCUGGGCAAGAGGAGCCUUUCCCGGCUACUGAUAAUCUAGCUAAGCUCAAGCGAAGCUGUGAGAACGCCGAACAUCAGGGGCUCUUCGCCCCUAGUGCAGGCCAAAAGUUGAGGGACGAGCAGCGCAGACGACGCUCCCAAUACGACCGGGGGACCAGCUUAGCUGAGCAAGAGGAGUAUCACUAUGAUGCUCUGGACAGAUAUGGCGGUGGUGAAGGUAGGGGCGGGAGCUUCUCUAGUUACAGAUCUUGUAAGGCUCCUCUAGCAGUUGCAACACCCUAG
Venustampulla echinocandica is the source of this 2124-nucleotide messenger RNA. RefSeq lists its product as uncharacterized. Gene Ontology annotation, molecular function: RNA binding. Bases 1 to 2124 code for a protein of 707 amino acids. The transcript is spliced from 12 exons. The record is from RefSeq and is a predicted model, not a curated record. Lineage: Eukaryota; Fungi; Ascomycota; Leotiomycetes; Helotiales; Pleuroascaceae.